Molecule: messenger RNA, 844 nt
Organism: Branchiostoma floridae (Florida lancelet)
Lineage: Eukaryota; Metazoa; Chordata; Leptocardii; Amphioxiformes; Branchiostomatidae
Product: plasminogen-like
Exons: 4
Coding region: 35-844 (269 amino acids)
Molecular function (GO): protein binding
Source: RefSeq, a predicted model, not a curated record
UCCUGUGGAUCUGAACCUCGGCGGCAGACUUGCGAUGCUGCCGAAUCAGCUGGGCCAGGCGACGUUUGAGGAGAUACAGAAUUCCUCUGUCGUGGAGCUGCUCGACAGUUCGACCAGCAACGCAGAGAACCGACAUCCUGAGUUCCGGGAAUUUGCAUCUACGGUCAUCUUCCCGCAAUGUGCUGUCUCCGAAGAGAACAACACUUCCUGCACUUCGUCUCCACAUGGAGACAACACGGCCUCGUGCAUGACACAACUGCUGCCGUGCCGCUCGUGGUGUGAGGAAGUUCUCCACAUGGCUGAUGACCGGACGAAGAACCGGUUCCCUACCUGUGACCUGUUUCCGUCACCACCACACGCCUGUUGGAACCCGGAGCCAGACAAGAAGUACAACCAAAUUUGCUACCAUGGCAGCGGCAUGAACUACCGUGGUACAUGGAGUAAAAGUACAUCCGGGGCAGAUUGUGUGAAGUGGUCCGCUGCGCAGGCUGGUUUCUACCCGACCAAGUACCCCUGGGCUAACCUGGAGAACAACUACUGCCGCAACCCGACUGGACUCGGGCAGCCAUUUUGCAUGACGGAAGAUGGCAGCCAGGAGGACUGUGACGUCAUUCAGUGCAAGCUCUUUCUCUGCGAGGACCUGGGUCCUCCAAACUACGGCCACAGAACCCCUCUCAAAAGGUACUACAACGUGGGGGAUAGGGUCGCGUACACCUGCAACGUGGGGUACUCGCUAAAGCCUGGGGCUCCCACCGACGUGAGGUGCACUGAUGGAGGCCUCUGGCAGUAUGACAAGCCCAGCUGCUCAGGUGAUUGCUGCAGACUAUUUGGGAGUAUAGAAUAG